ACACCCGGACCCAGCAAACGUUAGCUGCUCCGCGAGUAAAGAGAGAAGGGCUUUGGACGCUAUGCGCAGAAAGUGUGCCAAGACAGUCCUGUGCUUCAGUGUAGCUGCAGCAGUUUUGUUGGUUGUGCAGGGACUACUUGGUCAGAGGCAACGGCCGACAGAUCGUAAUGGGGGCGGUGAUGACCCUCCAGCAGCACUUGCUCAGCCGCUGUCUCCAACAAUCACUCCAUCUACGGAUCCAGAUUUGUCUUAUGGUUUGAAAGUAUCGUUACAAAAGCAGAGACGGCAUGUCUCAUUUCCUGAACCCGACACACUUCCCUAUCGCAAGUGGCGCAAGAGUACGGAGGACCGGGAUACAACUCAAACGUGGGCGGUUGCACUCCGCGACUACCUUUCUAUGCUGGACAAAGAUAUCAGUCCUCACGUGAACCUGGUGUUAGGGGACUAUAAGCAUAGAAUGUUGGUCUUGAAUUGGGUUGUUGCUGCUGCAGUCAAACUAGAACCACCCUUACACAAUAUACUUGUUAUAUCCCUGCAACAAGGACUAUGUGACUUUCUAGCCAACAGUACCUAUAUUUCCCACCUGUCAAACAUAACAUGCAUUGUUGUCCCAGUGGACACAAUAUUCUCCUCAAAAUCGAACGACGAUGGGUGGCUAAAAUCUCUGAUGGUACGGCCAGUAGUUCUUAGACUGAUCAACUACUGGGGAUACGAUGUUGCCACCUAUGAUUCUGAUGCUGUUGUGCUAAAAAAUCCUCAAGAGCUGUACAAACGGCACCCACAUGACAUUCUGUCCUCCGCCAAUAUAUGGCCAGAAUAUCAAGCGAAGCCGUGGGGUUUCACCCUCUGUGCUGGAGUUAUGGUGUUGAGAGCUUCUUCUGCUACAGAGAUGCUAUGGAGGUCUAUAUCUAAUGUGAGUAUAAGAGACGACCAGGUGGCUUUAAACACGGCUCUCAAGAACUUGAAUAUGACUUGGAAGAGGACGACCCAAAUCAGUGAAGUGUGUUCCGUAGACGGAUGGGAAGGACAGUCUAGUGGUGGGCUACAGGUGUUUGUGUUCCCAGAACGUCAGUUCUGUCGAGGACACUGCUGCAAUGCACACAGAGAUGGACUGUAUGUUGUUCAUCCCAGUGGAACCCAUGGAGCCAUCAGAUUGAAAAGCCGUGUUCUUGAAAGGGCUCAUGCCUGGUUUAUAUCUACUGUCACCAAAGAAUUGGCAAGCCCGGAAUAAAAGCUUAUCGGCUGUUUUAUUGUGGGAAUGUUGUAUGUGAUUAUAAAUUCAACAUAGGUGCAGUUGCAUGGACCAGUGGCAGGUUAUAAACAAUCAAAAUCUUGUAUCCCUGUUGCUGGACAUAAUUUUUUUUUAUAUAUACUGUCAUGGAACUCCAUGACUUUUGUGAAAUAUUCCUGC
Messenger RNA from Geodia barretti, 1411 nucleotides. The record is from the annotation of a GenBank genome assembly. NCBI's taxonomy places the organism in Eukaryota, Metazoa, Porifera, Demospongiae, Tetractinellida, Geodiidae.